CAGACCCGCUUCUCGGAGAAGCGCCCACGCCCGCCCCCGGCCUGGGUCUGUGUGGGUCAGAGGCCGGGCGAGGGAGCUGCAAGGGCGGGAGCGAGCGGUCCGAGCGCCCGGCAGGGCCAGGGCGCCUGUGCGCACAAGCGAGGGGAUGUCGCGUUCGUCCCCCGGGGCCGGGGAUCCUGCGGCGACACGGCAGAGCUGCCCACCCCUCUUCCUGCGCUGUGCUCUGGACACCCGCUCUGGCCCUCAGCCCCGAACGAGCCCCCGCUGGCUAGUCAGCUGGACCAUGAUGCUUUUUUUUUUUUUUUCAUCGAGGCUUGGUUCACAUCCCGGAUCAUUGCAAUCAACACAACUACAAAAGUGCUGCUCCGGGCACUUGACACACGUGGCUUGCAUCUCUCCACCAGCCACGGCGUUGGGCCGCCCCAUCCAGGUCUUGCAGGUGCAGAACCGGGCGCUCGGGGCGUAUAGGAGCCUGCCCCGAUGCGAGGCCAGGGAAGGGCGGGCUCGCGGGCCUCACCGCCUGGGUCUCAGCACAGAUUGGACAGCUGGGGUUGGAACCGCCCUUCAUUGGGGCCAGCCCGCCCUGCGGGAAGUUUUGGAAAACUUCCUUUUCCAAUAUUUUUCGGACUUUGGCUCUCCGUUGGAAAGAAGAGAUACCCAAUCAGUAGGAGUGUCAGGAGUCUUGUGUCUUCUGCCAGCCUCCAUGAAACUGUGGCAAGCUGACUGGUUAGCAUGCAAGUGGGAUAAAAUCUCAGAGCCUUCAGUUGUUGACAAGCAGCUCCCCACCUCUACCCCCUUGGCCUCUUCUCCAGAGGAACCACGACCUUAACUGCUUCUUUUGGUAUUUACCUCCUCCAUGUUUCUGGAUUUCUCGAUUUUCAAAUGUAGGCAGUAUCUGUGGUUUACGAUGAAUAUUUAAUUCUUCUCCUCCUUGCUGUCCUUCUUCCACUGCAUCUUUCCUUUUUUCUCAUUCUACCAAUAUGCGUAGAUCAUAAUUUGGGUUGGCCAAAAGCUUUGUUUAUUGUUUACAUAAUUACGCUAAUAUAUUCUCAGCUGAAACAUAUAGUUAACUAAGAUUAAUUUUCCCUCAAAACUUUUUUUCCUAAUAAUUGUCUUAUUUUUUUCCACUUGCUUAAUUUUUCUAUGUUCCUCUGUGAUUUAAUCCUAAAUUCUCAGCCACUUACAUAAAUCUCCUUUUAACAGAUUUGGGUAAAUCAGUUAUUUUCACAAUUUCAUCUUCCCAAGAAAAUCUCCCCUGGAGCCUGUUGACCUGCUCGGACAUGGACAGCUGCCAUCUGACAACUUCUGUACAGCUGUCGUGCUGAGGACUCCUGUCAUCCUGCCAUGGGAAUUCCCUUCUCCUCUUUCCUAUGUGGCUCUCCUAUUACUUGCAUCCUAGGUCUUCCUCUUUCUUGUGGGGAACACAUCCAAAUAAACACAGAAUUUCAGGCAGGAAAUAAUUUUCCUUCAGAAUUUUGAAUACCUGUGCUAUUGCCUCCUAUCUUCCAGUAUCUCCUAUCUUCAGAAGUCCAAAGGCAUUUUGUAUCCAGAUCUUUUCUAACUCUCUGGAAAUCUGUAGGAAAAUUUCUUGGUUCCCAUGCCCCAAAUUUUACAGUGAUGUUUCUUGGUGUAGCUUUGUUUUCAUCUAUGAUGCCAGACACAGUGGGCUCUUUCAAACAAACAUGUCACUAAG
This is a messenger RNA of Delphinapterus leucas (beluga whale), 1693 nucleotides long. The record is from RefSeq and is a predicted model, not a curated record. NCBI's taxonomy places the organism in Eukaryota, Metazoa, Chordata, Mammalia, Artiodactyla, Monodontidae.